AUGGGGCCAUAUGGUGACCAGUAUCACUCGAUCGAAGAUGAUGACAUUUGCGAAACUUCGGACUCACGGUUGCACAAUGCUACUAUAUCGGGUUCCUCACAGAGAGACAGCACACUGAGGUUGUUGCCUGAGAGAACAAGCACCCUACCCGACCCAGAUGCACAUGAAGCAGUCGAAAACGACGCGAGUAGAAUACGGGACGAUGAGAACGCAACCGGCCAAGAAGACGGAACUGGCGGUGGAUUGCUGUCCGAUGUCGAGUCUCAGUUAGAAGACGCUUUUGAAACAGACUCCAGCUCCGAAUCGAAUGUCUCAGAUGCUGAAAGUGAGAUGGACAUGAAUGACGCCAGUGUUCCUUCCGAGUCGGAUCUCUACUUGGCAAAACGUUUCUUAGAAAGGGCCUGGGGGCGUUUGUGCGAUUGCCAAGGGGAAGAGGAGGAGGAGGAAGAAGAAGAAGAGGAAAAUGCCGACGAGGGUGCACGGCCCGGGCUCAGUCUAAAGGAAAUGGCUGACUACUGGCGGAACCUUGCGGUACCAGAUGCAAUCGGCACUGCGUCACCUCAGGCUCAGACAGACGAAAACGAACAGGUUCAGCUGGAUUGGUCUCCGAUACUAAGUGGUGGAGACAGUCGCCCAAACUUGAACAUCCAAAGGUCUCAAAAAAUUACCCCCAGCAUCCAGCGUACUUGGGAUGUGGACAGCGUCAUCUCCUGGGCUUCGUGUCUAUCAAUCAACCGUGGGUUUUACGUCUCGUAUCAUCCGCCAACUUCAAGGAAUUUUGGAAGCAGCGUUCAUGUCUUCCACCAAGGAACAGCUUUGCAUCUUAUCCCUCACCUUCGACUGGGCAGCGGACGCCAAUCUCCUCAAUUUGGCGUAUAUGUUUUCUUCCCCGGAAUUUCCCACGCCUGUCGAACGACUACUUACCUUACUAAAGACGAACGGCGGAUGUGGAUCAACCAACUUCUUUUGCCCGCGAUUCGUCACAGUUGUCCACCUGAUGUGAUCCAGCAUCAUCCCCGUUCCUUCGAUGAUGUGGAGAGCAAAGCCUACAGUCGCCAACGGGAAACCUGCGGGGGGAUGGUUUCUAACAGAAUGGAUAUGCAUCAUUACCUUCCUCAAGAAUACCUGCAGGCGAUUUGGCACCGUAUGACUCAGAAUACUGAGCAACCCGAACUCGCCAUGUUUCGCGGAAUGUUCAUUGUACUCAGCGCGAAGAACAUCAAGCUGGAAGCAAAAUCUCCAACAUUUCAAGAAUGCCGUGCCAAGAUUACAACUCACCUUCAUCAAGUGUUGGAUUGGCCAAGAGCCGAUUUGUCCAAUACAUGGGUAGAUGUUGGCCUUGAAGACACUGCAGCUUCAGAGAAGUGCACAUUCUUGCACAAAAGUCGAUGUUUGGAGUCCUGGGUCCAUUCGAUGAGGUGUAGCGCCGACAAACCACUGAUAUCGUCGGAACAUUUCAACUGGAAUCUUACCGGCCAAGUAGGUAGCGCUAGGGUGGAGACUCGCCGAUCGCAUCCCCUGCGCAAGGGAGGCAUUGCUUAUGCUCAUCGUUACAACGUGAAUAAGGUCCUCUUUUCGACAGCCUCGAAGCGGGACGGUGGGUUGUUCGGUGAACCGAACCUAGAGGGGCUGACAUGUCCAUCUUCAUUACUCGACGCUUGGAUCGUGGCUGCUCGGCAGUAUCGCAACGCCGGGCUGGCGACCUCGCUCCAAUCUGCACCGAAACUCAAACGGCUUUGUAAAAUCCUUCUACAUCACACCCUCGCGGUCCACAUCGCCCAUUCUGGGUGUUGCCAACUGCUCAUGUGA
Fusarium vanettenii 77-13-4 is the source of this 1809-nucleotide messenger RNA. RefSeq lists its product as uncharacterized. NCBI's taxonomy places the organism in Eukaryota, Fungi, Ascomycota, Sordariomycetes, Hypocreales, Nectriaceae. The transcript has 2 exons. The record is from RefSeq and is a predicted model, not a curated record. Bases 1 to 1809 code for a protein of 602 amino acids.